Rhodotorula graminis WP1 is the source of this 1059-nucleotide messenger RNA. RefSeq lists its product as uncharacterized. Bases 1 to 972 code for a protein of 323 amino acids. Gene Ontology annotation, cellular component: mitochondrial matrix. The record is from RefSeq and is a predicted model, not a curated record. Gene Ontology annotation, biological process: rRNA methylation. NCBI's taxonomy places the organism in Eukaryota, Fungi, Basidiomycota, Microbotryomycetes, Sporidiobolales, Sporidiobolaceae. The transcript is spliced from 9 exons. Gene Ontology annotation, molecular function: rRNA (adenine-N6,N6-)-dimethyltransferase activity.
AUGAGUCUGCCGCGAGCCACCUCGGAACGCUUCAAUCGCCAGCACGCCGCCGCACCCUCGACCAAGUCCAAGCAGGACCGCCAGGAGAACGGCAAGGGCGCGCUCAACCCCAUCUUCAACACCGCCCAGUUCGGACAGCACAUCCUCAAGAACCCGCUCGUCGCACAAGGCAUCGUCGACAAGGCCAACCUGCGCGCCUCUGAUGUCGUCCUCGAGGUCGGUCCCGGUACGGGCAACCUGACGGUCCGCAUCCUCGAAAAGUGCAAGUCGUGCACGGCCGUCGAGAUGGACCCGCGCAUGGCCGCCGAGUUGACCAAGCGUGUCCAGGGCAAGCCUGAACAGCGCAAGCUUAACAUCCUCGUCGGCGACUUUGUCAAGACGGACCUGCCCUACUUUGACGUGUGCAUCUCCAACACGCCCUACCAGAUCUCGUCGCCCAUCGUCUUCAAGCUCCUGUCGCAGCGGCCAAUCUUCCGGGUCGCCAUCCUCAUGUUCCAGCGCGAGUUUGCGAUGCGCCUCGUCGCUCGCCCGGGCGACUCGCUGUGGAACCGCCUUUCAGUCAACGUCCAGCUGUACGCCAAGGUUGACCACAUCAUGAAGGUCGGCCGCAACAACUUCCGGCCGCCGCCCCAGGUCGAGUCGUCGGUCGUGCGCAUCGUGCCCCUCGACCCGCCGCCGCCGGUCGCGUUCGCCGAGUUUGACGGCUUGACCCGCAUCGCGUUCAGCCGCAAGAACAAAGUCAUCCGCGCCAACUUUGGCGCAAAGGGCGUCGAGCAGGUCCUCGAGGCCAACUACAAGGCCCUGUGCGCCCAGCAGGAGAAGAUGAUCCCGGACGACUUUGACAUGUCGAGCCUCCUCGAGCAGGUCCUGCAGGAGAGCGGCUACGCCGACCAGCGCGCGAGCAAGAUGGACGUCGACGACUUUCUCAAGCUCCUCACCGUCUUCCACAAGCACGGCCUGCACUUUGCCUGAGCCCCGGCGCUCUCUCCCUCGUUCUGCGUCUCUCGUUCGACGUGUUGUAGCUGUGUCUGUUGUUACACUAGGCGUCGUGCCCUCGUC